Messenger RNA from Trichoplax adhaerens, 2325 nucleotides. RefSeq lists its product as uncharacterized. The record is from RefSeq and is a predicted model, not a curated record. Gene Ontology annotation, cellular component: mitochondrion. Lineage: Eukaryota; Metazoa; Placozoa; Uniplacotomia; Trichoplacea; Trichoplacidae. Gene Ontology annotation, molecular function: oxidoreductase activity, acting on the CH-CH group of donors; flavin adenine dinucleotide binding. Bases 1 to 2325 code for a protein of 774 amino acids. The transcript is spliced from 19 exons.
AUGUCCAACAACGAUACAACGCCUGUGCGCUCACAGCACCGCUUCGAAGAAGCAAGACUGCGUAACUUCAUGAUGCAACAUGUAGAUGAUUUUCCUCAGCAAUCGAACGACUUUACUGUGCGACAAUACAGGUUUUCUGGCCAGUCAAAUCCUACAUUUUACAUCGCUGCUGGAGGAAAAGAGUUUGUUAUGCGAAAAAAACCUCCUGGAAAAUUAUUGCCAAAAGCUCACAUGGUAAACCGUGAAUAUCGUAUUCUGUCAGCACUAUAUUCAAUUGGAUAUCCUGUCCCGAAGCCGUUCGCAUAUUGCCAGGAUCCUUCUGUGAUUGGGACUGAAUUUUAUAUUAUGCAGCAUGUCAGGGGACGAAUAUUUCGUGACCCGGAAUUACCUGGAAUGACCCCAGGUCAACGUCAAGCCAUCUAUGCUGCUAUGAUGGGUGCACUCGCUAAAUUGCAUAGUAUUGAUUGGAGUAAGAUUGGCUUGGGAGACUUCGGGCCAACAACGAAUUACUCCAAGCGUCAGGUAUCUACCUGGAAUAAGCAAUAUAUCGCAUCAAAGACGAGUGAGGUAUCGGAGAUGGAUUAUUUAUUCAAAUGGUUAAGCAAUAAUAUCCCUGAAAAUGAAGGAAAAACUACAAUCGUACAUGGUGAUUUUCGGGUGGAUAAUAUGAUUUUUCAUCCUACUGAGCCUCGCGUUAUUGCUGUUCUUGACUGGGAAUUGUCUACUCUUGGUAAUCCUCUAAGUGAUGUAGCACUUCUAUAUUACCAUGCGAUUUCUUAUAUAAACGCGAGACUAAUUUUUUGUUUGAAUUAUUUUAUAGCUUUCAGCAAAAUACCAGGAAUUCCAACAGAGAAGGAACUCACUGAUACCUAUUGCUAUUAUCGUGGUUUAAAACCGCCUCUGCCAAAUUGGAACUUCUACUGUGCACUGUCCAUAUUCCGUAUGGUCGGAAUUACUCAGGGAGUUUACGCAAGAUCCAUUCAAGGUAAUGCUAGCUCUGAAACUGCCCAAACGUAUGGUAGAAUUGUACCUCUUGCAGCUAAGGCUGGAGUAAUUGCUGCGCUUUCAAAAUCAAGCGAAUUUACAGCUUUCGAUGAUAAUAAUGGUUCCUUUGGAAUACUGAAGCUAUCGUCUAGAACGCGAGAAUUACAAAAGCAAAUGAAAGAAUUUAUGAAGAAAUAUGUUUUCCCAGCCGAGCAAGUAAUCCAUGAACACUUGCAAAAUGCCUCAAAUCGAUGGACAGUCCUUCCUAUGGUUGAAGAACUCAAGACGAAAGCAAAGCAGGAAGGCCUUUGGAAUUUGUUUUUGCCUGGAGCAUCAGGACUGUCACAAGUGGAAUAUGCUACAUUAGCAGAAAUAACGGGUUGGUCAGAUUUCGCUCCUGAAAUUUUCAAUUGCAACGCUCCAGAUACUGGAAAUAUGGAAGUUUUGCAUUUAUACGGCUCGGAUGAACAAAAACGAGAAUGGCUAGAGCCUUUACUUGAAGGAAAAAUUAGAUCUUGUUACUGUAUGACCGAACCCUAUGUCGCAUCAUCUGAUGCUACUAAUAUGGCGCUGACAAUAACUCGUGACGGCGAUUACUAUAUCGUUAAUGGUCGCAAGUGGUGGAGCAGUGGUGCUGGAGAUCCUAGAUGUAAGAUUGCUAUAGUAAUGGGCCGUACAGGUGGAAAAGAAGUUCAAAAGCACAGAAGUCAUUCUAUGAUAUUGGUUCCUAUGCAAACUCCUGGAGUCAAGAAAUUAAGGGCUCUUACAGUUUUUGGCUAUGAUGAUGCCCCUCAUGGUCAUCUAGAAAUUGAAUUUGACAACGUUCGCGUUCCGGCGUCGAAUAUUAUAUUGGGCGAAGGUCGUGGCUUUGAAAUUUCCCAAGGGCGUUUAGGUCCCGGUAGAAUUCACCACUGCAUGCGUCUCAUAGGCAGAGCGGAACGUGCUUUGUCAUUAAUGUGUGACCGUGUUCAGAAUCGUGUAGCUUUUAACAAGAAAUUAGCGGAAAUGAAUACCAUUCAACAUCACAUCGCACGGUCCAGGCAAGAAAUUGAACAAGCGAGACUGUUAACACUUAAGGCUGCUCGCCUGAUUGACCUCAAAGGAACUAAAGCUGCACGCAAAGAAAUUGCUAUGAUUAAAGUUGUCGCUCCCAACAUGUGUAGUGAAGUAGUUGAUCGAGCAAUCCAAGCAUUUGGUGGUGCCGGGGUAUGUCAAGAUACUAUCCUACCAUACUACUAUGUAGCCGGUCGUACGCUUCGAAUCGCUGAUGGUCCUGAUGAGGUUCACCUCACUUCAGUUGCAAAAUUAGAAUUACGAGAGCAAACAAAAGCAAAAUUAUAA